Messenger RNA from Botrytis byssoidea, 1026 nucleotides. RefSeq lists its product as uncharacterized. NCBI's taxonomy places the organism in Eukaryota, Fungi, Ascomycota, Leotiomycetes, Helotiales, Sclerotiniaceae. The record is from RefSeq and is a predicted model, not a curated record. Bases 1 to 1026 code for a protein of 341 amino acids. The transcript has a single exon.
AUGUUGGAAGUACUUGAAGAUUUUCUCAAGACAGGAGAAGAGUCGGGGGCUUCUAUCGCUGUGAACAUUGAUGGAAAAAAUGUGGUUGAUGUCUGGGGAGAAUUCCGAACGCAGGACAGGACCGAGGAUUGGGAGCAUGAUACCAUUGUCAAUGCUUUCUCCACAACAAAGACUAUUUGCUCUCUUGCUUUACUCAUCCUAAUCGAUCGUGGAAUUCUCAAUAUAAAUGAUAAAGUGGAGAAAUACUGGGCUAAAUUCGCUAGCGAUGGAAAAUCAUGCAUUGAGAUCAGACACACCUUAUCACAUACGUCUGGUCUGUCAGGUUGGGACUCGCCAAUGAGUUUGAAAGACCUGUUUGACUUUGAUCUGAGUGCUACAAAGCUCGCAAAACAAGAACCUUGGUGGACGCCAGGAUCAUCAUCUGGUUAUUCGUGGACUUGCGGGUUUCUCGUGGGCCAAUUGGUUCGCAAAACUACUGGCAAAACUCUUCAAGACUUCGUUGCCCAAGAAAUAGCCGGCCCAUUAGGUGUGGAUUUUGAGAUUGGAUCGUCGGCAAAAAACUGCCAUCGAAUAUCUCCUCUUAUAUUUCCGGUUUCAAAAGCAAGCCUUGCACAGACUGACACAUCCUCAAUAUCAGCAAAGACAUUCGGUAACCCAGCUUUGGAUCCAUCUGUAGUUGACAGUCCCGGUUGGAGAGAAGCUGAACUUGGCUCGGGAAAUGGUUAUGGCAAUGCACUCUCAAUUGCCACUAUACUGAGUUGUAUCUCACUUGGUGGUGAAGCAAAUGGAGUAAGACUUCUAUCGAAUGAAACAAUUGAUCUCAUCUUCCAAGAACAGUCGAAAGGGGUUGACUUGGUCACUGGGCAAAACCUUUGCUUCGGUAUCGGAUUUGGGCUUUCUGGGAACGACACGGAACUGAAGUGGUUGCCAGAAGGGCGUGUGUGUAUGUGGGGUGGAUAUGGUGGCUCAAUUGAUAUCAUGGAUCUUGAACGUCGUUUGACAAUAUCAUACACUAUGAACAAGUAA